This is a messenger RNA of Spodoptera exigua (beet armyworm), 887 nucleotides long. The record is from the annotation of a GenBank genome assembly. Lineage: Eukaryota; Metazoa; Arthropoda; Insecta; Lepidoptera; Noctuidae.
GCUUCAUAUUAUGACGUAUCUAUAGCACGUUACGCGGUCGUUAGUCAGCUGUGAACGAGCGACAGCGCGUGACGUAUAUUUGUCGUCACGCGCUGUCCGCUUUACGUAAAAUGCCGUCUUGUGUGGUAAAGUUUUGUAGAAACAAUAGCACACAUCAAACAAAAUCCCUCGGGGUUACAUUUCACAGAUUCCCACCAGAGACGGAUUGGAAAGAGAAGUGGAUUAAAGCGUUACGAGAUAAUAGAAAGGAAGAAGAAUGGACGCCAUCAAAAUUCAGCGUAGUGUGUUCAUUACAUUUCUUAGAAUGUGAUACGUAUAUGACCAAAGGUGGUUACCGUAAAAUUAAAAAAGAUGCUGCGCCUAAAAAGAUGUUCCUUAAAGACUCCGAGUGGUUUGAUAAAAUAGAGAAACCACAAAUUGAACAUGUGUGUGUUCAAAACGAGGCACAAAAAGAACAAGAGACACAAAAGGAUUCAUUAAUACCGGAUCUUGAUAUUGAAGAGAUUGACCUCAUAAGUACGGAGUGGUGUCAAGAAAUGGAGGAAUUGGGUAUUACUACAGAAUCUUUAUCUGCUUUACUUGAUGAGUGUUACAGUGAUAUCGAAAAUGAAUUUGAUGACAUUGACACUCAAGAACCGAACGCCGUAGAAGACCAAAAGAAUGACCCUUACACUAAUGAGAAUAAGGAAUGCGAUUGCAAAAAGAAGAAAAAGAAACUUCGCAAGAAAAGGACGCUACAGGAACUGAAAGAGAGGUUCAAGGUGUCUUAUAAAAUUCGAGUAAAGAAAAGUAAAUUGCAACUUUUAAGGGAGAAAUUAACAGCCUUGAAAAGGACGAUGCGACGCUAAAGAUUGAUUUAAAAGACUUGAACGAAGAAGAAAGAGGGG